AUGUCCGUGUCUGUCCAUCCCCACCGUACUCAGCAUCCUGUCCCUCUGAUCUCCCCGGAUCGAAAACUGAAAAAUUCAACUCACCUACUCGUAUCUCCUCCUCUAUAUCUCACCACUGACCAUUGUCCGGACGUGGUUCGCACAAACCUCCCUCCCACUCGUAAACAAUUCAACCAGCACCCUGACCUGCCCCCUGAGCUUCAUUAUCCUCUAUUCGGGUCUAGCGCCGUCAACUUGAGCAUUGCAAAUCACAGGCUUCCUAUCGUGCUUUUCCCAAACCUUCCUCCUCCGGUCCGCCAGAGUGCCAUAUCUGGUCCCUCAUUAUCUGCUACAUGGAAGGUCUGGCCCUGCAACUGGGAGUCUCCCAUCACUCCCCAUCAUGACGACAGACAUACUCGCUCUCGCUGCUCAUUUUCUUGCUUUUCGCCCCCAAUAAUCUAUAUCGAUAGUAUUCGUUCUGGCCACCCACCCCCAUCUGUCAAUCACAGCCCUCAAUUCUUCCCGAAACUCCGAACCACAUCAUCCCUCGAUCCCCGUCAAAUUCAAAACAAUUCUUCAAUUUAUGUGAUAGGGGACGUCGUCUGGACAAUUCCUUUCUCGCUCUCACUAUCCAGUAUGCUGUCGGCGCUCUGCGAGGCCCGGUCGUAUCGCUUGGCUGUGAGCCCGUUUGCGCCACCCACUGCCUCCACCGCAGCGCAUACAACGCGUCCAUGUUCCUCGCGCGUCCACGUUCCUCACGCGUCCCAUCACCUCGACCACGCAGGUCCUGGAUCAAACUUUCCCCUCAUUCACCACGAACCCACUGUCGAGAAACAAGAAACACACUUCCCGCAUUCAGUUUUCCACAGGGAGACUCAAUGUCCGGUCUAG
Molecule: messenger RNA, 870 nt
Organism: Rhizoctonia solani
Lineage: Eukaryota; Fungi; Basidiomycota; Agaricomycetes; Cantharellales; Ceratobasidiaceae
Exons: 1
Coding region: 1-870 (289 amino acids)
Source: RefSeq, a predicted model, not a curated record